AUGCAAACAGAAAAGAAAUCAUAUGACUGUCUUGAUUGUGGGAAAAGUUUAAUUGCAAAUUCUUACCUUAGGACUCACACAGGAGAGAAACGCUUUGAAUGUGCUCUUUGUGGGAAAGGUUUCAGAGAGAAACCGUAUGAGUGUUCAGAUUGUGGGAAAAGGUUCAGUCGCAGAUCCGGUCUGGUGACACACCAGAGGAUUCAUAUAGGAGCGAAAUCUUUUGAAUGCCCUGACUGUGGGAAAAGUUUUGUUCAAAAUGCUUACCUUAUAAAACACCAGAGGAUUCACAGAGGACAGAAAUCAUAUGAGUGUCCAGACUGUGGGAGACGUUUCAUUAGAAAAUUCCAGCCCACGAGUCACCAGAGAAUACAUACAGGAGAGAAACCAUUUGAAUGUCCAGAUUGUGAGAAAAGUUUCAAGAAACCAUAUGAGUGUGCACUUUGUGGUAAACGUUUCAGUCGAAAUUACAACCUAGUGAAACAUCAGAAGACUCACACAGGAGAGAAACCCUUUGAAUGUCUUGACUGUGGGAAAAGGUUCAGUCAGAAUUAUGAACUGACGACUCACACAGGAGAGAAACCAUAUGAGUGUCCGGUUUGUGGGAAAACUUUCAGUCACAAUUCCUACCUGCUCACCAGUCACCAGAGGACACACACGCGAGAGAAAGCCUUUGAAUGUCCUGAUUGUGGGAAAGGUUUUAUUAGAAAAUUUCAGCUCACAAGUCACCAGAGAACUCACACAGGAAAGAAAGCCUUUGAAUGUCCUGACUGUGGGAAAAGUUUUGGUCAGAAUUCACACUUGAGGACUCACAUCGGGGAGAGCUUUCAAAUGUCCAACAUAUGGGUGGUACUUCAGGUGUAA
Messenger RNA from Protobothrops mucrosquamatus (brown spotted pit viper), 861 nucleotides. RefSeq names its product zinc finger and SCAN domain-containing protein 2-like. The coding region runs from base 1 to 861 and encodes 286 amino acids. Gene Ontology annotation, biological process: negative regulation of transcription by RNA polymerase II; regulation of cytokine production; regulation of immune system process. The record is from RefSeq and is a predicted model, not a curated record. The transcript is spliced from 7 exons. Lineage: Eukaryota; Metazoa; Chordata; Lepidosauria; Squamata; Viperidae.